AUGCAAUCUCCUCGCAUUGGCCCUGCGGUCGUCGUCCGCUCAUCGACACCCUUUAAAGAAAGUCUUGGUGGAAGUAUCGCAAGGGGGCUCACAAGAUCUAUCGUCAAACCAUUGCUCAAGGAAGAGCUCAUCAAUACCCUCCAAAUCGAUCUCUUGAUCGAGGAUUUCGUCUAUCGCAUCUGGGGAUUCCAUCCUGACCGCCUUCAGUGGAAGAAUUUCUUCUAUCUCUUCCAGCUCGAUGAGACUCUGGUUGAGGCAUACAAAGCUACGUUCCAUUACCCUGAGCCAUACCGAUAUGCUCCCUUUGCGAGGCUCAUUGACUCAACCGUGGCCAAGCUCGUCGAGGUGCUGAAGCUGGAGUCGCCUUUGCCCGUUUCGUUCGAGCCGCUUGGAUCGACUUACAUCCGAAGCGACAGGAGCAACCGGAAAUUGGAUAUGGGAAUCAUCGGGAAACGAGCAGUGGAAGAAUAUCGAUUGGCGCAGGACAACCCCGACAAAUACUCGAAAGCCCGGCUCCGAUGGGAAACCAUCCCGUGCUUUAUGGAGUUCAAGAGGUUUCUCCUAAUAGACCACGACGCCGUCAUUCUGUUCCCGCAGGCUCCGGCGGCGAUCUCAGAACCGGUGGCCAUUGCCCCCGAGACGGAAAACGAGUGGAAAUAGGAAGGAUUGAAGCGGAAGAAUGUCUCGGACGAAGGUCUCCCCCCCGCGAACGAGUCAAUCGCGAUUAGAGCACUGAUUCAAAGAGCUCAGAUGGUGAGAGCCACUCGACCAAUCCAGUACCAAUCGAGGUUCCAAACGCAGGCGCUUCGACCAGCGUCGUCGGGACGGGGACAGAACCCGAAAAUUUCGAGACGCACCUGAAUAAAUGGAAACUGAAACCACGGAUGACCGCGGACGAAAUCCAAGCGGCCAACUAUGCGUCCGAAUGCCUCGGCGAUGGUCGUCGGCGGUACGUGAUGUCGUUUAUGAUCACAGACCUCAAGGUCUCACUAUGGUACUACGACCGGAUUGGAGUGAUCAAGAGCGAAGAGUUCGACCUGGUGGAGAAUCCGAGGCUUUUCAUUCUCGCCAUUGCCGCGGUCACGACGUGCGACAUGAAGCAUUUUGGGUUCGAGCCCAUGAUCCGUCCGACGUCUACCAUCGCUUCUCCGAUGCGCCUAGAACAUCCCAUCCGACUCAAACCUCCUCGAGACAUAAGAGGCUGGGAGAUCCAUAUCGACGAAGGGAUCGACUCGGAGGGCCAAUCGGUCCCCGGUGUCGUCCGUUUGAAGAUCAUCGGAUCACUGAUCUACGUCCAAGCUGGGAUCGUAGGCCGGGGAACAUCAGUGCUACCUGUUUCUGCGUUCGCCGACAGUGGCCUGGCGGACGUCGAUCACUUGCAGAAGCUUGUGAUCAGGUUCAGCUGACCGGCUGCGACGCGUGUGUCUGAGGACGUGCUGAUACGACGGAUACGGAAGGCGAUUGGAUCGAAGGAGGCGUGGCAUGUGAGUCGGAUGCGGAUGUCGACGACACUGGAGGGCUUGCGAUUGGGCCUGCCUCGGAUAGAGGAAUCGAUUCAGUCACUGCCGGGCGACGUUGAGACUCGGGCUCUCCGCGUUCUUGCGCGUGACCGCUACCAGCACCUGAAGCAGCUGAACACGAUCCCAGAGUUCCAGUCAGUCUUCAUCGACCUUGUCAGAGGUACGCCUUUCUGUGUGAUGAUGUACAAUAAAUAUGCCCAAACCUUC
This is a messenger RNA of Heterobasidion irregulare TC 32-1, 1727 nucleotides long. RefSeq lists its product as uncharacterized. The coding region runs from base 1 to 660 and encodes 219 amino acids. The record is from RefSeq and is a predicted model, not a curated record. The transcript has a single exon. NCBI's taxonomy places the organism in Eukaryota, Fungi, Basidiomycota, Agaricomycetes, Russulales, Bondarzewiaceae.